UGUACCACCAAUUCAAACAACACGGUUACGCUAACUCUCUCGAGAAAAUCCCCAAAUUUCAUGAAAUUAGGGUUUCAAUCAUUAAGCAAAUCAGAAAUCUCGACUCCCUUCACCACGAAUCUCUAGGGUUUUUCUGGAGGAAUAGAUUUCUGGGUUUAAGAAGACCUCUCUUCAACAUCAUCAUCAACAAUUCGAUUGAUGUCUUCGCUAUCACUGACCAUUCCUUUCCUUUUCUUAGCUUUCUGCUUGAUCGGGUUACAAGCCGCCGAUGAUCUUCCAGAUCAAUCCGGCGGCGGCGGCGUAUGCUCCGGGGAUUCUGAUCCGGGUGGAUGCCCAAUUAACUGUUUCCGGGCGGAUCCGGUUUGUGGAGCCGAUGGAGUCACGUACUGGUGCGGUUGUCCUGACGCAGCUUGUCAUGGCGCUCGUGUAAUCAAAACAGGAGCUUGUGAUACAGGUAAUGCUGGAAGUGCUUCUGUUCCAGGACAAGCUUUGUUGUUGAUUCAUAUUGUCUGGCUUUUCUUGCUCGGGCUCUCUCUUCUCGUUGGUGUGUUCUGAUAUCUGAGAGUUUAUGGCGGAAGUAGAGAAGGAAUUGAUUAUUUCCAUUUCGUUCGUAGCGUUUAGUCAUAACUUUACAGAGCACAUGUGCUUUGAGAUAGAUCACACGUCCUGAGUUUGUAUGUGUAAACUUGAGUAUUGUUUUGCUUUGUGUACGUACUAUAUAAAUAUGUAUGUAAUCGAUUCUGUUGCAUUACAUUAUAUGAAGAUUUGAUCAGACAGAUGCUUAAUUCUUUCAACACUA
Capsella rubella is the source of this 799-nucleotide messenger RNA. RefSeq lists its product as uncharacterized. NCBI's taxonomy places the organism in Eukaryota, Viridiplantae, Streptophyta, Magnoliopsida, Brassicales, Brassicaceae. The transcript has a single exon. The record is from RefSeq and is a predicted model, not a curated record. Gene Ontology annotation, molecular function: protein binding. Bases 199 to 555 code for a protein of 118 amino acids.